This is a messenger RNA of Pleuronectes platessa (European plaice), 4886 nucleotides long. RefSeq names its product solute carrier family 25 member 18 (gene slc25a18). The coding region runs from base 1978 to 2949 and encodes 323 amino acids. Gene Ontology annotation, molecular function: L-glutamate transmembrane transporter activity; L-aspartate transmembrane transporter activity. NCBI's taxonomy places the organism in Eukaryota, Metazoa, Chordata, Actinopteri, Pleuronectiformes, Pleuronectidae. The record is from RefSeq and is a predicted model, not a curated record. Gene Ontology annotation, biological process: malate-aspartate shuttle; aspartate transmembrane transport; L-glutamate transmembrane transport. The transcript is spliced from 10 exons.
CAUGCUUGUAUAUUCAUAUGUACUCAAAUACUGGUCAGAAGUACACAUUUGUUUUCACUUAUUCAUAAUAAUCAACACAGGACUUUUAUUUGCAACCAAUUAUAUUUAUUUUAUUUGUACCUAUAGGUAAAGUAUCUGAAUACUUACUCCUCAUCUUCAGGAAACAAAACCAGGUUUUAGUUUCCUCUUGACUGUUAUUUCCCAGGAGGUAUUUUGACUUGUCAUGGUAGGAGAAAGCCCAGCUGUAAUGGAAUACAAUAAUGGUGGCUGUAUUCCACCAGGAGAGCCAGUUCCAGUUUACUACAAUUGAGCCAUUGUUAAUGUAAUUGAUUACACCUGCACAUUUCCUGCUGUGGAAAGUCAGAACAUCUCCUAUGGAAAAUGUCUACUGAGCCACUCAUGCCACAAAUGUGUCCUCAUGGAAGUAAUACACAUUGGACUCAUCAUCAACAUGUGUACUUUUACUGUAAGUGUGUAUUUUGUUCUGUCUACCUGCGUUUUGAAAUUACUUUUCAGUUCUGGAGCCACAGUUCACCUGUAACAAUAAAACAGAAAAUCAUCUUCUUACCUGGGAACAUCCAGUGUCCUAAGGUACUUAACAAGUAUCCAUAAACUUAAUAAUAUGUAUUCUUAUAGAGCCAAAGUUUCAUCCUCUGUAUUUUUGCAGUCUUCAGAUAAAAACCAUAUCUAAUUUCUAACUGUUGCAAAAGAGGCCCUGACAGUUCGGUUGUAGCUGCUGCCCGUCUUUAAGAACGCUGCACUUUUGCAACCCCAGUGAUUGCCACACAGUGUUGCAGCGACUUUGCAAAAAGCAGUUUUAUUUUUUCACCUCAUUUCCCAACAGUGAACGACCUGACCUAUUAGAAAAACGUCAUCUUCAAUUAAAGAUUUCCACUGCUGACGAGUGACAUUAUCACCGAUCACUCAUUUUCCAUUACCAGGGAAUCAAUACAUCAGUCAAUGCUCAUGAAAACAUGGUUAAGGGGCAUCGAGUGGUUCCCGUGGUGGCGAUCACAUGCUCUUAUUGUUGAUGUCCUUACAUAACUUUCUCUUCUUUUACAGGUCUUCUUUUAAAUACUUUAUAAUUGUACAAAACUCCCAAACGGAGAUGAUCACAUUGGUUUCAUCACAGUUAACUCAGAAGUAAAUGUAAAUCUAUGAACCCGUGUGGCCUUCAGUGCAUCCUGAGGGGUUAUGUAAUAUCAGGGGCUGUUGAGCAGAAAGCUAAUUACAGAAGGACACCCUCUCUUCUUUGUUUCUGUUCCUCUCAUCUGUACCUUCACAGAAACAACACACACCGAUCCCUUAUAAGUGUGUGUUCCCACUCUGCCGUGUUGUUUCCUGCAUGUGUUGUGGCAGCGGCUCCACAGCCAUGAGUUUAUGUCAAAUUGUGUUAGUGCAGAGCUGUGUUGCUGCGGCUGUGUCACACAGGGGAGUCACCACGAGAGGGAGGGACUUAGGCAGUGGGACAAUGCUGGUGUUUGUGCAACGGCCCCUGAGUGGCGGCCGGCUCUCUCAUACUGCUCUCGCUUGACUACCGCUGCUGCACGCAUUGUUGAAGUGAAAGGAAAGUGGACAGCCUGAUCCUGCCUGUGGGAUGCACCGACAGAGGCAGUGGGGGAGAGAGAUUGGAUGUCGGUGUGAGGUACAACAGAGGAGGAAGCCCGGCCAGGAGACACACAUGCAACAGUAGUGGUUUCUGGACACAACAGGAAAGAGGGCGUCCACCCCUGCCGCACCAGGGAGGAGGAAGGAGAAGGCGGACCACCGCUGUCACACCAAGAGAGGCACAGAGCUGCAUUUGUGGAUCGGGUGGGCAAGUGAGAGAGGUCGAGAGUCCGCAGAGACAACUUUGUGCGGGAGGGCCAAGGGAAAGUAGGAGGAAGAGGAGGAGGAGGAGGAGAAGUCGGUGCUCGGGGAGGAGUAAUAGGAGGAGAGGAGUAGUGGACCAGGGCCUGGAGCCCAAACACAAGCAGGAUGGCGGAGAAGAAAGUUAGCCUCCCAGCUAAGCUGAUUAAUGGGGGCGUGGCAGGCCUGGUCGGUGUGACAUGUGUGUUUCCUAUUGACCUGGCCAAGACCCGGCUCCAGAACCAGCAGGGCGUCCAAGUCUACAAAGGAAUGCUGGAUUGUCUGGCGAAGACGGUUCGUGCAGAGGGAUACUUCGGGUGCUACAGAGGUGCGGCCGUGAACCUCACGCUCGUCACGCCGGAGAAAGCCAUCAAGCUGGCAGCCAAUGACAUCUUCAGGCAGAAGCUCUCCAAGGACGGGCAUUUGCCCCUGUGGGGGGAGGUGCUGGCCGGGUGUGGGGCUGGGACCUGUCAGGUGGUCGUCACCACCCCGAUGGAGAUGCUGAAGAUCCAGCUGCAGGACGCAGGACGAAUCUCUGCACAAAGGCCUGUGCCAACCGCAGCUCAGGCUGCUGCUGCCCCCGGUCCAGCUCCGUCGUUGGCGGCCCCCCCGACGCAGGCCCGGCCGCCGCCUCCUCACCGACCCUCGGCCACUAGCAUCACUGUGCAGCUGCUGAAGACCCGUGGCCUGGCUGGACUGUACAGAGGAGCAGGGGCCACGUUAACGAGGGAUGUCCCCUUCUCGAUGAUCUACUUCCCUCUAUUUGCCAACCUUAACGCGCUGGGCCGAACUGACGUGCAGGCCAAGGCACCGUUCUGGCAGUCCUUCUUGGCUGGCUGCUCCGCGGGCUCAGUGGCAGCUGUGGCAGUAACGCCACUGGAUGUAAUAAAGACUCGUCUGCAGACCUUGCAAAAAGGGGAAGGGGAGGAUACAUACAAAGGAAUUGUUGACUGCACAAGGCGCAUCCUGAGACGAGAAGGCCCGGGAGCUUUCCUGAAGGGCGCAGCGUGUCGUGCUCUGGUCAUCGCUCCUCUCUUUGGCAUUGCACAGGGGGUCUACUUUCUCGGGGUAGGGGAGGCGGUUCUGGGUUGGAUGGAAUAGAGGUGCUUUGGCAUCGGUGGUGGCAAUUGUGUCGUCUCUGUUCAACUGAUUCGCUGGUUUAAUCUGCAGUGAAUGCAUGGUGACACAACCCAGUGACCGCUGUACAAACAGAGAGCCGGAGAGGAUCAAUCUGCUGGUCUGAGAUAUGAAGAUGCUCUAAUUACUAAUAUGUGGAUCAGCUCGUUCACGCUAAUCACGCUUCUCUGGGUUUGUCAUGCUGUCAGCAGGGUCCUGUAGGAAACACAGGGUUCUGGGUCUGUGUGACUAAUCUGAGGAUCUGUGUCCCACGUUGACGGGUCUAUACCAGCGUGCUCGCUGCAAUAUGUCUGAGGCUCUUCCUUUUACCUGGGAGAGAUUAUUCUCUAGUUGUGCAUCCUUAAAAAGAUUUUUGUCCUUUUUUUAAUCAUGUCGGGUGUGUUAAUACAUACAGCAAACAUGUUGCCAAGGCUUUUAUUUUUGGGGAAUUUCUACAUACAAUAACACAUCUAUAACACUUUGUGUACACUCAGAAUCACAAGGACACAAAUGACUCCAGUGAAAUCAUUAAAACUGAUAUUAGCUAUUGAGCUUUGAUGUACAUCUUUGUACUUGAUGCACUUUUGUGCCUAAAUGCAAGUAAAUAUGAUAUCGUCCAUAUCAACCAAAGGCAAAUGGUUCAGUAUAUGGAAGAUACAAAUAAAGCGAUGUGUAAACAGAAAAAAUGAAAUUGAAAUAAUGUUGGGUAGUUAUGACAAGGGGAAAAUAAUAGUAAUGUAUUUUACUGGGAGUUUAUUUGACAUAUUUUUGUCCUCGAAGGUCCUGAGUGCAAGUUUUAGAGCAAAAUAUAUUUAUUAUAUAGACAGUAUUCAUUUAAAAAGAAUAAAAACUAUAUAUACAAAUAAUUAAAAAGGAGCAAAAAGAUCAGGACUAAUUAACUCAAAGUGGAAGCAAUAUGUUUUCAUAAUUUUUUUAAAGGGAUGCACAAAGGUCAAGAAAGAGCUGCUGCGUGUUGUUUGUUUGAGGCUGCCUAAAAAAUGCCUACCAAUUUGACCACCUGUGGUCAUGAUGACAAAGUGUUCAUGGUUAAUGUAAGUGACAAAUUCCCCUUUAAUCUUAAAAUGAUUGCCUAAAGUUUGACCUCAGAACUCGAGCCGGGUAUUUGGCUUCAACCUCAAACGCCGGUGAUGUCGACUUCGACUUUGACGCGUUUCUCUGAAAAAAGGAGCUUGAUCUCUUUUGGCCAAGCCGGUUACGCAUUACUCCCACUCCAUCCGUGAGGUCUCAGUUGUAAUCUCGGAUUCCCUAGGGUAGGGUUCUGCCUGCCAGGGUCUUUAAGGUCACUUGUUAAUCUGACGGUAAUGCUUUAAUCCCUGUAUUAGUGUACAAUAUACUCUAACACACAGAUCACUUCCUGCCUAAAGGCCACAGGUUAGACUGCCGGGCCACUGUCUCGUGGCCUUGACUUGCUCUUCUUCACAUCUUAGAGGGGUUCAGAUAAAACCUGUCAGAAGCCUAGGCCUAUAUUUACUGCUUAGCUACACAUAAAAACAUUUAAAUUGCUUCAAAUAAUGUGCGCACAUUAACUUAACAAAAAAAAAAUGCAAUUAAAGCCUUAUCAUUCCUGAUAGAUUUCAAAGCAUUGAAACUGUAAGUCUUAAUUGACUUCAGUUGGAUCGGUGGUGUUGAAAUAUUGUUUGCAUACUUGAGUCCAGUUUAGCGAGGACACCGUACUUGUUAGACCCAUGGAGGGAGUAUGGCAGCUUGUCUUGCCAACUGUUUGCCAUUACUUACGUCCACUGGGUGGCACUAAAUGCUUUUUUUUACAUUUUUAAUGAAGGACACGUUUCGAUGUGGCUAGUGCACCUAGGCUACUACAUUUCCCUCAUUGUAGAGUGAACAUAGCCUGAGUAAACUGUUUGUUUACAAGCUGUAAAUAAAAGAUCUCAUACAUGCUGGUU